Molecule: messenger RNA, 837 nt
Organism: Oikopleura dioica
Lineage: Eukaryota; Metazoa; Chordata; Appendicularia; Copelata; Oikopleuridae
Source: the annotation of a GenBank genome assembly
AUGUUCGGGGACGCGUUUAACCGAUUCAUGAACGACAUCAACAACACUUAUCAAAGCUCAGUGAGGAUCAACGGAGUGCCACAUUUGCACAGCCAGACUUCGACUUCACGUUCACGCAAUUAUCCUCAAAAUCAUCCACGUCAAGACCCAUCCAGUUCUCGUCAUCAUCAAACCCAUGGUCAUCACUCUUCAUCGUCACGAAGAAGAACUUCCUCUUCAAGCUCAAGUGGCAAUUCUCGUCAGAUGAACUUCGGCCAGAUCGAGUCAUCACUAGACCAGAUCUUCAGUGGCAUGGAGCAGAACAUAAACGCUAGAAUCGAAUCUAUGUUUGAUUUCAACAACUUUCCUUAUGGAAACAGUCACAACUCUAGAACCCGCACUACAUCGUCGUCUUCUUCAUCGUCCCGAAACCAAAAUCGGCAAGAGCAAAGGGCUGCAGACCGACGCGAUGGACAAACUCGGUCAGCGAGAUCUUUAUACAAUCGAUUGAAUGAGAUAUCCCGUACGAUUGAUAGAGCCAAUCGAGAAGAGAGAGAAAGAAGAAGAGAGAGGAGAAUGCGACAAGAAACGCAAGAUCGACGAAAUCGAGGGCAUCGCGAAGAAGGUCGAUCAUCGCGAAAUCGCGGCCUAACAGAUGACCAAAUCAAAACCCUAAAACGGCACGAGUACACAAAGCAGGACGACGAGUGCACGAUUUGCAUGGACGACUUUGUCAUGUCUUACGUAGUACGAACUCUUCCCUGCAAGCAUUACUUUCACGCUGACUGUAUUGACCCUUGGCUGCGGCAAAAUGCCUCAUGCCCGACUUGCCGUGCAAAUGUAGUUAUUCCAACUUAG